AUGUCACUAGGUCAAACCUGCCUCCGCACAGCCUGGCUCUUCCAAGCCCUCUCCGCAGCGCCCGUCCUCCUCUUCCUCGGCACAGAAGCCUUCACCCACUUCCUGAGCUCCAUCGAAGCAAUCUACGACUUCGUCAUGAGCCUCCUAACCUCCCUCAUGGCCGCAGGCAUCAUCUUCGUGGUCCUGGUGCAACGCCAACUCCGCGGUUCAGCAGCGGCGUCAAAGCACCUGACGCUGAAGUUUGAGAGCGCGAAAGCGGUGUUGGCGACGGGGUUGUGGGUUUGGAUGAUGUUGGAUGUGGGGUUUAAUCCGUUGAAUAACUAUCGGUUUUUCGAUCGGGGGUUGAGACUGCAGGCGACGGGGUUUGCGUCGAUUUUGUUGCUGAUUCUUUACUAUCCCACUGUCGUCUAUGCGGCUAUGCAAUGCCGGAGUGUUGGCGGUGGGGAUGUGGAGGUUGCGUUGGAAGAGGCGGACGAGGCGUCGCCACUGCUGUUAUCGCAAAAGCCACCGGGCAGGCUGGGACGCAUGUUUCGAAGGCUUUCGAACUUCAAAGCAUCCCAACAUCCCAAGAUGUGCUACGGCUGGCUCUGGCACUACACCUACUGUGGGUGUCAAGUGAAGAACGUCGUCCAUCAAUGCUCUGCGUCGCCCGCUUUCGACGAAAUGCAUUGCAAAGAGUUCGAGGUCGACAAGAAGAGGACCGAAUACGUGAUGGACUUGUGCAGCAAGUGCUACGUCCAGAUCCAGGCGGGCUAUGAGAAGGCGAAUCCGAACAAGGUUGAGCAGGGGCUGAAGAGGGCGUGA
Messenger RNA from Neohortaea acidophila, 804 nucleotides. RefSeq lists its product as uncharacterized. The record is from RefSeq and is a predicted model, not a curated record. Bases 1 to 804 code for a protein of 267 amino acids. Lineage: Eukaryota; Fungi; Ascomycota; Dothideomycetes; Mycosphaerellales; Teratosphaeriaceae. The transcript has 3 exons.